GAAUAUAAAAGUCGGCUUGUCAACGCCUCGGGUGGCGCCAGUUUUGAACCGUGCUGUUUUGAGUUGUGCGGUCACCGUAAUUGCAGAACGCGAUGACCGUCCCCUCUGCAGAGGAGCUGGACUCCUUCAAGUACAGCGACCUGCAAAAUUUAGCCAAAAGGCUGGGCCUCCGGGCUAACCUGAGGGCAGACAAGUUGUUAAGAGCCUUGAAAGCACACCUGAAUCCAGAAACAAGGAAAGAAAAUAAAAAUCAGGAUGAAAAGCAAUCUUCUGCAUUCUCCAUUGAUGAGACUGAGAUACAAGUUAGCAGUGAGGAGCAAGCUGAAGCGGAACCAGGCGGUCAUGUCACCAGAACAAGGAGGAAGCGCAAGACCACCCAUGGCACUCCUACUUCCCAGGAUCAUUUGGAGAUGAAAGGAAGUGAUUAUACUAACUUCCAAAAUCAAGAAAAUCAGGAAAAUCAAGACCUCAGAGCUACUGCAAAAGUUCCUUCUCUGCCAGAGCAGAGGCCAGAAGACGGGGAUGCAGCUUCCUCAGGAGAAGGAGAAAUAAAUGACAGUGAAGAUUCAAAGAGGCCUUUAGAAAAAAGAUCACUAUGCAUGGAUGGGCUUUCUAAACUUGGGAACAAUAAAAGGACUUCUGCCACGACACCAAACUUUAAGAAGCUUCAUGAGGCUCGUUUUAAGAAAAUGGAAUCCAUUGAUGAAUAUAUUGUGAGAAAAAAGAAACACUUUAAAGAACACAAUUCAUUUAAUGAACUAAAGCAGCUUGAUAAAAAAGGGAUAGUGACUCCAGUUCCACCAAGAGGAAGACUCUCUGUACUCUGUACUCCUGCCAGUCAGCAGUGCCCACAAGGCCACUCAGCAACGAAAAUGAAUGUCAGGUUUUCAGCUGCUACUAAAGAUAAUGAACAUAAGUACUCACUGACCAAGACACCAGCCAGAAAGUCUCCACAUGUGACUGCACCUGGGAGUGCUUCAAAAGACCAGGCUGUGUUCCGGACACCCAAGUUAAAGACCACUGAGAGGAAUUCUGCUGCAGUUAUUACCCCAUUCAAGUUGAUGACUGAAGCAGCACAGACUCCAGGUUCUAGUAAGAAACCAGUAUUUGAUCUCAAAGCAAGCUUGUCUCGUCCCCUCAACUACAAGCCACACAAAGGAAAACUGAAACCUUGGGGGCAAGCUAAAGAGAACAGUUCUCUGAAUGAAUGUGUAAGCAGAGUCACCUUCCACAGGAAAACUUACAAACAACCUCAUCUCCAGACCAGGGAAGAACAACGGAAGAGACAUGAGCAAGAACGAAAGGAGAAGAAAGAAAAGCUUUUGGAAGCUCGAAGAAACCUGGGUGUGACUAAAGCUCCGUGACCCUGCCCGUUCCUUUACUCCUAACUCGGUUUCCUUUUGUAUGUUUUUAUACUUUCUCUACUUCAGUCAAAAGCUCUUUUCCAUCAUAGCUUUUGGUCAUAAUUUGUGUAGUGUCUCUUCUGUGCUCUAUCUAAGAAUAUACUAUCUUAAAGUUCACCUAAUGUCCUAUAUAACUCCGAUUUUAAAAGCCCUGUCCUCAUGAUUCUUAACCAAGGUUUUUCAUAUCAAGGUCCUGCUAGUUCUGAUGGAGAUGACAUGCACCCUUUUCUGCACAAGUGUUUCCCUUAGCAGCAAGCUGUAGCCGAAUCUUAGCAUGAGAAAAUAAGAUAGAGUUCAUAAGGAAAGGGAGGCUAGAAGGCCACGUUUUUGUUCAGGAGCCUGAAAAAUCUAUUAGUCUUAUUGAAAUCUUAAUCAAGGUUUUAGCUCUAAAUCAAUAGUUUUAGCUUAUAAGAGCCUUGUUCUAAUCCUUAAUAAUCCUAAACUAGAAAACCUUCAGUCUCUACUUGUUAAAUAAAAACCACAGAGCAAAGGGUGUGCUUCAGUGGUACAUUACAAGUGUCUAUCACACACUUAUCCCUGAAUUUGACCCCUGGUACCACCAAAAACAAAGCUAAGAGUUGCUGCUGUAAUAAUCACUUUCUUUGGCAGACUUAAAUCUUACAAGUGGGGAAGAGAAAGGAAGGCUGCUAAGCAUAACCUUUUGAUCUUUUCUCUGCCAUGUACAGAUUCUGAGUUGUGUGUAAUGCUUACAAUGUUCAUAAAUAAAAAUGUUCACGGUGA
This is a messenger RNA of Apodemus sylvaticus (European woodmouse), 2144 nucleotides long. It is a transcript of the gene Nusap1, whose product is annotated as nucleolar and spindle associated protein 1. Bases 93 to 1364 code for a protein of 423 amino acids. The record is from RefSeq and is a predicted model, not a curated record. Gene Ontology annotation, cellular component: microtubule; nucleolus; mitotic spindle. The transcript is spliced from 11 exons. Lineage: Eukaryota; Metazoa; Chordata; Mammalia; Rodentia; Muridae. Gene Ontology annotation, biological process: establishment of mitotic spindle localization; mitotic chromosome condensation; mitotic cytokinesis. Gene Ontology annotation, molecular function: microtubule binding.